This is a messenger RNA of Brienomyrus brachyistius, 2787 nucleotides long. RefSeq names its product SYS1 golgi trafficking protein (gene sys1). NCBI's taxonomy places the organism in Eukaryota, Metazoa, Chordata, Actinopteri, Osteoglossiformes, Mormyridae. The coding region runs from base 288 to 758 and encodes 156 amino acids. Gene Ontology annotation, cellular component: Golgi membrane; trans-Golgi network. The transcript is spliced from 4 exons. The record is from RefSeq and is a predicted model, not a curated record. Gene Ontology annotation, biological process: Golgi to plasma membrane protein transport; protein localization to Golgi apparatus; Golgi to endosome transport.
UCGCUUGUUACUUUGUUUAUACAGUACUGUGUCCGGUGUAAAGUUCACGGCUGAUCUGGACAGCGUCAGAAUUUAAAAAUAUGAAAGAUCUGCGCUGUAACCUUGCUGUCGCUCUAUGUUUCUCACUUUAUGCCUGUUUGGUUUCUUCAAUCUUUGUUUAAUAUCUUCACACUUGGUCAGCAACUUCCCAGGAUCAGAAAGUAAAGCUGCAGAAGCGCUGCUGGUUUCUACGUAGCUGGCAUCCUGUCCUCACCGUCCGGGAUCUGUCCUUUGUACGAGGUCCUAACAUGGCAAGUCAUUUCCGGAGUUACAUAUGGGACCCUGUUCUCAUAAUCUACCAGAUCAUCCUCAUGCAGUGCAUCUACUAUAGCUUCCUAGGGCUAUGGUUGGCUGGGGUGGAUAGUUUGGUACAGAACAACCGUUCACUAGACCAGAUAUUCAGUUAUGAGGUUCUUGGGCUCGCUACACUUCAAGGCAGGCUGUCGAUGAUGGCCUUCAUCCUCAACUCUCUCACAUGUGCAAUUGGUCUGUGGUUUUUCAUCCGCCGUGGGAAACAGUGCCUGGACUUCACUGUCACCGUCCACUUCUUCCACAUGAUUGGUUGCUGGAUAUACAAUUCCCACCUCCCUGUCGCCCUCUCCUGGUGGCUUGUGAACAUGGCAUGCAUAGCACUGAUGGCGGUCAUUGGAGAGUAUCUGUGCAUGAGAACAGAGCUCCGUGCCAUACCGGUGAACAGCGGAGCCAAAUCAAACCUCUGACAACCUACCUACAGCUCAGUGACAGUUGGGCUACCAGUGGACACUAAAGGAACAGUGAAGCAAUUUGCUGGAACAGCUUACUCGAGUUACAUGAAACUCGGGGUAACUUGGUAAUUCUGGGGUUUGUGCAACAAUAUUGAAAGAAACUAGAGGCACAUGGGGAAAUGGAUUAAGUGAAUGUCAGGACAUAUCGCCAGGGAUUACUUUAAUGAUAUAUUCACAGUCCACAAUCACCAUCCAUAGGCAAUAGGUUUAUUUUUUGUAACAUUGCAGUAUUUAUGUAUAACAGUUUGCUGUGUUAAUCAAAGGAAUCCUUGUUUGCCCACCUACCUUAACUCUGACUUGUGAAUUGGGCACAAAAUUAGAUUUUGCUUAUUUUUGAGUUUAAUUCAGAAUUAAUUUUUGAACAUCUUCAAAUUAACAUUGGGAUAUAAAUUCAUCUCUAUCGUAAUGUAUCUGAUCUUUACACAUUGUUAUACUAGGAAAGCUUUUACCUACCAACUUCCAGGGUUGUCGUCUUUAUUUUUCUUUAAAAUUUGUUUUGAGGUGAUUGUUUCCUAGAAGAAACCAGCAUUCCUUUUUUGAUGAACUCAUUUCAGGGCAGCUUGUUAAGCAUUGGAUGAGAAUAUGCUUGACUGUCUAAUUGUUUAAUAACUCAAAUGCUAGAAGUGGCACUAGUGUUAAGGUACUGAAUUUCUCUAGUAAUUUAAAGUGUAAAAUUAUAAGCUCUUGAAGACUACUUGUAUAAAGCGAAUUUGCGAAGCAGCUAAAUAACAUAUAAUGCUUCCUGAACCGAUCGCACAUGAACAUCUUUCUAAUUGAUAAUCUGUUUUGAAAUCCAAUCUCAAAUGUUUUAUGUGCAGGUGACCCUGAUACCUGAACACUUCUCUAGUUGUAAAUGGACCUGAGCCUAAAUGGUUGCAUUACCACACACAUCACAAAAUGUAUCCAUGUGUCUGAUUUCUAUGGUUUCUGAGCAAAGGUUAAGGUUCUAUGAACUUGUGUUUUUCUCCAGAAGUACAGAUUUCAUGUUGUUCACGAGUAUGAAAAAGGUAUUAAGUCCAUACUUUUGUAAUUGCAGUUCUGUGUAGUGUUUUAUGUCUCCUUACUAUCUCAUGCCAUUUAUGAUUUGUCUGUUUUGGUAACGCUUAGUCCAGCUCGUUGGCAUAGAUUUUAUUGACAUAUAGACAAAAAAUCAGUGUUAAACUAUAAUCACGAGUCAAGUUUGUCACAUUUUAUGUUAAGUAAUGUUAAUUUGAAAGCUGAUAACUGCCUUUAAUUUAGGGCAUUUGAUGAAUGUUGCAAGAAAGUCACAGUAGCAUUGGCCAGAUGGAGAGCUCUUAGUUGCAAAUCUGUAAAUGAUCCAUUAAGCAGAUGAUCGAUUAAGAAUCUGCACCUUUAUGCUAUUGAUAGCUACAUAGUUGUUAGGCAGUAGACUCUCUGGACUGAUGGCUUUCACAUUGGGGUUCAUUCACUCAGGGAGCUCAUAGGGAGAUGUUGAAUAGUAACGCAUUUUGUACAGCUGGAAUGAUGGUCAUUUUUUGUAUUUUGGAGCUGGGUGAUGAGUAGCGUUAUCAACAUUGCAAAUUAUACACGUCGCAAGGACCACAAUAGCUGGGUUGAGAUUUGGCGGUAUUUCAUUUUUCAUACCAUAUAAUCCAGAUAUACUGCAGUACACGGCAAUGUUAUUUUGCAAUUUAGUUCUGGUAUAUUGUCCAGCAGAAUGGGGGUUUCCGACUAAAACGUUUUUACUACGUCAUAGGAAGCGAAGCUUGACAAGCUGAAUGGUUGUUUCUUUUCAGAAUUAUCUGUUAAAAAUCAGUGUUAGGAAUGAAUCAGUCAUACACGAUAAACCACAAUAAAAUUCCAGACGUAUCAGAUUUUUGUCAAUGAAAGCAUGAAAGCAGAAGACGAUGAUGGCACACCGGAGAGUUUUAAUGGUAACGCCCAUUUGGUAUGAUUUUCAUAGGCAGAGAAGUGCCUAAUGCUGCUGAUUUUUCGUGGUUGUCAAAUAUAAAACUCUGUGAAA